AUGUAUGGUCUCCGAGACCGGAAUUUCAAGAAGUAUAAGGAUCUGAAUCAGAGAAUGAACCAUCCACCACCGAAAAUUAGUCCAUUAAUUUGGAGGGAGAUGGUUCAGAAAUGGACUAACCCGAAUUGGGUGGAAAUGAGUGAUAAGAAUAAAGGGAAUCGGGAGAAGACUGAGCUUGCAGCCACUGGCGGUUCAGCAUCGUUGGCCAAGUACAGACAUGAAGAGGAUGGAAUGAUACAAGCAGAGGCUGAAAAGGUAUCCCAAGGGGAAGAACCAAACAAAUUUGCCAUCUAUCAAGAAGUGAUCGGACCACAACGCCCAAAGCGUGUUCUAGGGAUGGGCCAUGGGAAACUUGGAGUGCAGCUGCCCGAGUCAUUCGAUAUGGAUCUCAACAGUGAAGCAAAUGGGGAACAAGGUCGAGUUGGGGAAACUCAGGGUAACAAUGUGGCCGACGACAAGUCCGACGAUGAGUCCGAUGAGGAGACUGCCGAGGAGACUGCUGCUGAUGCAUGAAUUUCUUUUUAAUGCUAUCAUAGGAUUCUAAGUAUCGCUUGACUUUGGGAUAUUUUGUGUCAUUUUCGGAGGAUAUUUUGUCUUUUGAAGUUUGGAUGUUUGGUCGUAGCUGAUGGCUACUUGUUCGACAGUUUGAAAGUUAUUUUGGAAUAUGCAUAACUUUGUUUGGAUGAUUUGCUUGUGUUGUCAUCACUAGAAGUAUAAUGGCGU
Messenger RNA from Linum tenue, 723 nucleotides. Lineage: Eukaryota; Viridiplantae; Streptophyta; Magnoliopsida; Malpighiales; Linaceae. The record is from the annotation of a GenBank genome assembly.